AUGAUUUCGCAGGCAUUUAUUGCCGCUUUCAUAACAGCUUAUUUAGCGGCUGGCUCUCAAGCCGGCCCUUGUAAGCCCAACUCCAGGAUCACGGAAAGCCUCAUCACGAGUGAUCUUUCAACUGUAGUUGGAUCCUCUACUGCACUCAGCUCCGUCGAAACUACCACAGCGGCGGCCUCCUCCACGUACCUGUCAAAUGAAGAGUCGAGUGUCAUAAUCACGGAGUCCGUCAGCAGUACAGAGACAUCUUUGCCAUCCGAGGAAACAUCUACCACCGCCCUAUCGACUACCGAAGGCAUAACAACGGAGAUUGCCACAACAACUGAAGCUGUUACCGCUACUGCCACGACGACUACAUCAGAAGAACCGUCGAAUGUACCCUUCAUCAGAAAUGCUGGAUUCGAAGAUUAUGACUCAUCUGUUGAGCCUUGGCAAAUGUACAACAACGAGGGGACUGUAUCCAUCGAUUCUGACAUCAAAUAUGAUGGACGCCAUUCCGCUCGCAUCGGAAUGUUAGGAUCGAAACUCUUGCAAGACUUCAUCAGACAGCCGCUCCAGGGUUCCGUCACCGCUGGGGUUACAUAUACUAUGUCCGCAUGGGUCAGGCCAAACUCGUAUUGCGUUGCUGCUACGCUUCUAUGCUCAUAUCAGAAUAACAAUUGGGACAAUCCUGAGCCUGUUGUUCUCACUGAGGCAACAGACGAGUGGACGUAUAUUUCUUCAACUUGCACCUACACGCAAGAGCAAAUCGAUUCUGGGGACUUGUAUCUCAUGAUAGGGUUUAUAUUCGCCACUAGUCAAGGCGUAGUCUAUAUAGACGAUGUCAAUUUCUCGGCUUAG
Messenger RNA from Fusarium pseudograminearum CS3096, 840 nucleotides. RefSeq lists its product as uncharacterized. The record is from RefSeq and is a predicted model, not a curated record. Gene Ontology annotation, molecular function: hydrolase activity, acting on glycosyl bonds. The transcript has a single exon. The coding region runs from base 1 to 840 and encodes 279 amino acids. NCBI's taxonomy places the organism in Eukaryota, Fungi, Ascomycota, Sordariomycetes, Hypocreales, Nectriaceae.